This is a messenger RNA of Conger conger (European conger), 2734 nucleotides long. Its product is annotated as tyrosine-protein kinase Yes-like. Gene Ontology annotation, molecular function: ATP binding; signaling receptor binding; non-membrane spanning protein tyrosine kinase activity. The transcript has 12 exons. Lineage: Eukaryota; Metazoa; Chordata; Actinopteri; Anguilliformes; Congridae. Gene Ontology annotation, cellular component: extrinsic component of cytoplasmic side of plasma membrane. Bases 858 to 2510 code for a protein of 550 amino acids. Gene Ontology annotation, biological process: cell differentiation; cell surface receptor protein tyrosine kinase signaling pathway; innate immune response. The record is from RefSeq and is a predicted model, not a curated record.
UACAUAUAAUCAAACCCGCGGUGCAUUUUUUAAAAACAACCUGCAAUGUUUAAUUCUGGCUGUUAUCCAUGCUGAAUGCGUAGCCAGAAUAUCAACAAUACCUGUGAUUAGGCUAUUGCGUGGUGGCGGUGCCCAUAUUGUAUUUCAUUAGCAUAGGUCGUAAUAUUUUAUUGUGUAUUUUUGUCGAUUCGAAAACAUGAGAAAUAAACACCAGCUAGCAUACAGAUAGCAGCCCCUCUCCAAAACUCCACGAUUCUUAGCUUUCUUCGAUAGUCCACUUUCUGCACAUACAUUUUUUGAUAUGUAAAAUGUGACACUGGCCUUCUAGAUAACCCUUUACACUAGGAUUUCAUGUUAAUCACGUAAAAAAAACCGCUAAAAUAUUAAACAAUCUAAAAGAGCGACUGGUACACCUGCAUGGGCAUCUCUGUUAUAGCAGAAUAUGUAGGCUACAUAUUGGACGCAGCAACAUUUUACUUAUACCUUUACGGUGGAGUAAACUGCUUGCAGGAUUUUGAGUUUACGGUAAAAUUUCGGCUAUAAUUCCAGUUAUAUAGAAGAAUAUAUCUCAAGAUCCCUUAGUUCGAACAAAUAUCGAACGACUCUGCGACAGUUCGACUUUGUUUCACUCUUUGCAAGAAAUUUCAGACGCCAUAUUUCACCAUGUAUCCUAGGUUACGCCCAAUCAAGUAGGCUCUAGAAAGGGUUCAGCGUUACGCCAUUACAGUAGGCGAUGAGAUAAUGGAUCAGUAGACCUAACUCCGGUGAAGUUUGGGGAAACCCCAGGUAGUCCAUCUCCCGUAGUUUUGAACAGUAGCCACUACCCAGGACCCACUACCCAGGAUCCAGGCGGGACGAUGGGGGGAGUGGAGAGUAAGGACGUGGGCGUGGCGUUCGUGCGCGUGAAGAGGAAGACCGCGGCGGCGGGUUCCCCCGCUGCGCCCCGCGCCGGUCGCUCCGAAAAGAGCCGGCGGCCCAAGGCCUUCUCCGCCAGGACCCCGGGCCGGAGCAACGGGAAGCAUUCCGACGGAGCGUCCCCCGCCCCGCCCCCGGCCUCCGCCGCUCCGACCAGGAGCCACACGGUCACCCCCAAUUCCUCCUCCUCCUCCCCCCCCCUGGCUGAUGUGACGGACUCUGGCCCCAGUGCUGGUGGCACCCAGUAUUAUGUGGCCCUGUAUGACUACGAGGCCAGAACGUUUGACGACCUUUCGUUCAGAAAAGGGGAUCGUUUUGAGAUCAUUAAUAACAUGGAGGGGGACUGGUGGCAGGCUCGAUCCGUGGCCACAGGGAAGACCGGCUACAUUCCCAGCAAUUACGUAGCUGCUGCUGACUCUAUCCAAUCAGAAGAUUGGUACUUUGGCAGAAUGGGCCGGAGGGAUGCAGAGCGCCUCCUGCUGGUGGUGGGGAACACGCGCGGGACCUUCCUGAUUCGAGAGAGCGAGACGACCCCAGGUGCGUUCUCUCUCUCCGUGCGGCACCGGGACGGGGAGCGGGGCGACACGGUGAAGCACUAUAAGAUCCGGCGGCUGGACAGCGGGGGGUUCUGCGUGAACACGCAGGUCCAGUUCCCCAGCCUCAAGAAGCUGGUCCGCCACUACUCCGUGCAUGUGGACGGGCUGUGCUCCAGGCUCACGGAGGCGUGCCCCACGGUAAAGCCCCAGACGCGGGGCCUGGCGCGGGACGCCUGGGAGAUCCCCCGGGCCUCGCUGCAGCUGGACGUGCGGCUGGGACAGGGCUGCUUCGGGGAGGUGUGGAUGGGCAGCUGGAACGACACCAUCAAGGUGGCGAUUAAGAUGCUGCGGCCGGGGACCAUGUCUCCCGAGGCCUUCCUGGAGGAGGCGGCGGUCAUGAAGAAGCUCCGGCACAGCAAGCUGGUGCACCUGUACGCCGUGGUGUCCGACGAGCCCAUCUACAUCGUCACCGAGUACAUGAGCAAAGGAAGUCUGCUGAACUACCUGAGAGAGGGAGAGGGAAACGCCUUCAAACUCCCGCAGCUUGUUGACAUGGCUGCACAGAUCGCAGAGGGGAUGGCGUACAUCGAGAAGAGCAACUACGUCCACAGGGACCUGCGCGCGGCCAACAUCCUGGUGGGGGAGAACACCGUGUGCAAGAUCGCCGACUUCGGCCUGGCCCGGCUUAUCGAGAACAACGAGUACACGGCCAGGCAGGGGGCCCAGUUCCCCAUCAAGUGGACCGCUCCCGAGGCCGCGCUGUACGGACGCUUCUCCAUCAAGUCCGACGUCUGGUCCUUCGGCGUCCUGCUCACCGAGCUGGUCACCAAGGGCAUGAUGCCGUAUCCCAGCCUGGCGAACCGGGAGGUGCUGGAGCAGGUGCAUCAUGGGUAUCGUAUGCCGUGUCCGGCGGGCUGCCCAGAGUCUCUGCACCAGCUGAUGCUGCACUGCUGGACGAAGCAGCCAGAGGAACGGCCCACGUUCGCCUACACCCAGACCUUCCUGGAGGACUACUUCACCGCCACGGAGCCCCUCUACCAAGCAGACGACAACCUGUAGGCCCACAGAACCACUCUACAAAACAGUGGACUGCCUGUAGACCCAUAGAACCACUCUACCAAACAGAGGGCAACCUGUAGACCUCCAUUGGCCUGUGGACGACCUGUAGACCUCCUUUGACCUGUGGAUGACCUGUAGACCACAAUCACCCUAUGGAUGAUCUGUAGACCGCAAUUAUCCUGUGGACAACCUGUAGACCUCCAUAUACCUGUGGAUGGCAUAUA